Tetranychus urticae (two-spotted spider mite) is the source of this 3332-nucleotide messenger RNA. RefSeq lists its product as uncharacterized. Lineage: Eukaryota; Metazoa; Arthropoda; Arachnida; Trombidiformes; Tetranychidae. The record is from RefSeq and is a predicted model, not a curated record.
GCUAGUAAAAAGUCAAAAGUUUAAUCUUAUUAAGUUUGGCUGUAUUCUUUAUGUAAAUGAUGUUUCUUUUUAAGUUUAAUAGAUCUGAUACAAAUUUUGACUUAUAAUAAGUGUCCAGCUAUUUGUUGUGAUUCCUACUUAUCGUUACAAUUAUCAUUAUGCUUGUAUUUAACUGUCUAAUGUCAAACCAUUUGCCUCAUAUAUUUACUCAUUUCCUUUUCUUGUUAUGAAAAUUUUUCUACAGCACUCAAAUGAUUAGAUCUGAUGCGAUUUAUAGCUGUUUAGCUUAAUUUCUUUUACUUUUGUGUAUGUUCUUUCACCCUACUACACCCUGACCAAUCAACUUGUUUGAUUAGACACAAGUCUCUCAAUGGAGUUUGAAGUAACUAGUCAAAAUGGUUCAUCUGAAGCAAGUGGUUCGCCGGUUUCCACAAUUCCAACUGAAACUAUGGAUCACGUACCUGAUGUUAAUAACGAUCCUAAACAAAAUGAGCCAGAAGCCGAGCCUGUCCGGGGUUUGGAACUGAUCUAUCGAGUAGCUUCCGAGCUUGCCGCUCGAAUAGCAGAAGAGAAAAGAUACGAAGGCAUUAUCAAACCGUGCUCAGUCAAUGUUCAAAGAAUAACUGAUGUAUCUAAUUUUAGAAUAAUCAAGGAUCCAGAUAGAAUCUUGCAAGAAACAGAAAAGACAUCAGAUACUGUGAUUAUACCAAAUGGACAACCCCCUCUAUUUAACCAAGCUACUACAACCACAGAGCCUACAAAUAUGCACAUUGAUUUAACUGAUUCUGACGAUGAAGAAGAAAUGGUAUUACCUUCAGAAGGGAUGGAUAUUCAAAACGACUGUGAAAUUUUACAAGAAAAAACUACUUAUUUUUGCGUUUUCUGUCCUCAAAAAAGUAUUCAAGGAAGAGCUGCAGCCAUUGAACACUAUCAAGCCCAUUUGGAUUACUAUCCUUACAAAUGUAUGAUAUGUUUAGAAGUUUUAACCAAUCCGCAAAAUCUGGUAAAGCAUUUCCGCGCCGAUCAUACAGACGUAAAAACAGCAAUAUUCAAGAAAAAACUGAUGCCUUGGGUAUUGGACUGGAUUGAAGCCUUUCUUGAUUCCCAGAUGGGACCGAAUAAGAAACGGAAUUUCAAAAUUGUAGCCUACUGUCCAGUUUGUGAGUCUAGUGAGAAAAAAGAAGAUAUUAUCCAAAUUCCCCCCAAUUUUGUUCAACCAAGAAAACAGUUUAUUCAUAUCUACAAGCAUCUUCUUUAUGAGCCUUAUGUGUGUAAAAUUUGUAAUCAAACAGGAAAAAAAUUUUCUAUUAGUGAUUUCGACGAUCGUGCAUACGAGCAUAUCUUAAAAAAUCAUCCAGAAGCUGAAGAUCUUCUAUUGACACAAGUUUAUCAAAAACUCAAUUACAUUAAACCACUGGAAGGAUUUAUAAUCCACUAUUUAAGUUCUAUGGGAGUCUCUACUAGGAGAAGAUUCCCAGAAAAAAUACCACAUUUUGUUAGAAAUAAAUUCAAAGCUAAACACGAAGCAAAGGAAAAGGAAAAGGAAAAGUUAAUUGCAGAUAAAGAUUCAAUUAAACCAGUGACAUUGGGAGAUUUGGUUAAUCAAAGUUCUUCAACCAGUUUACAAAGCAAUCAUACAAACCACUCCUUCAAUGGACAGUCUAUUCUUAAGUCUGAUAAACCAAUGGUAUCUAAUCAAGUCAUGACUAAUGCACAAAGUUUUCAAAACACUCCAUCAACCAAAGCUGCCAUCACGACAAAUAAGAAUGUUACUUUUCCUAGCCCACCAGAAAGAAUGAUGUUUUCUCCGACUAAGGUAAUCUCAACUCAAAACAAUAUCUCAACUGUACCUGUUCAAAACUGUUUCACCAUAACUCAAUUCAACCCUAUCCUACCUUCAUUAACUAAUAAUGGAAAUGUGCUUAACCAUCCACAACCUUUGCUAAUUUCUAAAUACCAACAGCCUACCGUUAUCACAUUACCGUGUGGUCAACUCAUGGUCAGAAACUCGGCCCCCAACACUCCUGUUAAUUUAAAUCAAUCCGCAAGUUUACUUAAGAUUAGCCCUAGAUCAAGUUCGAUCAAUCUAACUUUGAAUACUUCAAAACCUCCACAAAUAGUCUCUCCGUCGUCUUCAACCCCUAAUCAACAUCAACAGCUCAAUACACCAGUUACAAUCCAAAUUUUCCCUGACGUUGAAACCAUCGCUGACAAUCCAAUCAUGAAACCAAAGAAUGGUGAUUUUGUUAAAGGCAAAUACCUGUGUAUAUUUUGUAAAGAAUCCAUCUACUUUGAAACUUAUGAAGAAGCGCUAUUCCAUUUUUCAAGGCAUUUGAAUUACUUUCCUGUUAACUGUUUACUUUGCUUGAAAAAGUUUCAAGAUAUAAACUCGAUCAAUCAACAUUUCAUUCUUAACCAUAACCAUGAUAGAGUGUGUGAUGAUGGUGAUACCUGUUCUCCGUUACUUUAUUACAUCGAUCAAAAAGCUGAGACAGAAAAAUGGAUCGAGGAAAACUUACGUUACCAAAUUAUCGGAGAGAUGAUUAGAAUAAUUGAUCCGGAUAUGGCCCCAUAUUGUCCCGUCUGUCGUAGUAUUUUGAAUACCAUUCCUCCUCACGAUAAGCCACUUGUGCCACAUAUUGAUGUUGUCCGAUCCCACAUUAACCAUCAUCUCAAUUACAAGCCAUACGAGUGCUUUCUGUGUAAUCAAGGUGAACCUAGCAUAUCGGUGCGGUUCCCUUCGAUUGGUGAGGCAGCGUUGAAACAUCUACGCGAUUAUCAUGGCUAUACUCCAAAUCUAGUUGAGUUGGUGAAGGAAUUUUUCAUUUUCAAACCAAUAGCUGGUUUGGAAAAUUUCAUCAAAAGUUUCCUCAUUAGCGAUUAUUACACGAUCGCUAAUCAAUUUUUGAGGACUCGAGAUGGACGAUCAUCCUUACCAACCGGAAUUCCAGUUGCUAGUCCUCAAAUUCCAAGACAGACCAGGACCUAUGCUAGACCGAACGAUUUAAAUAAGCGUUUUUCCGACGUCGCAGGGCCACCCGAAGCUUCAACACCAUUACAACACAAGCAAUAUAAAAAUAUAUUGGCUUGCUAUCAUUGCAAGCAGAUCGUUUCUGGGCCACAGGAACUGCAUUCGCAUACGAAGAGCAAGCAUCCUAACUCAUCGAUAGCUGCUUAUGCAUUACCAGCCACAAAUGGUUAUUAAAUUCUCGCUAAUUUUGUUUUCUAUAUUAAAUUUAUGACGAAUGACAAUUUAUUAUUGUAAAAUAAUGCAAUGUGUAUUGUACUAAUGAUAAAGCCAGUAAAUAAAGCCACUUGCAGACUUAAUUAAA